Molecule: messenger RNA, 3999 nt
Organism: Symbiodinium sp. CCMP2456
Lineage: Eukaryota; Dinophyceae; Suessiales; Symbiodiniaceae
Source: the annotation of a GenBank genome assembly
AUGCUGAAGAAGCAGCCCCUGGCUGCGGACUUUGGUGUCGAGCCCGGUGGUUGGGUAGAGUUUUGUCCGGUGCCAGUAGCCGGAGAUGGAUCGUUCAUGAUUUGCUUGCUGCGGGCCGUUCGCUUCUGUUUGCGGGCCUGUGGCGCCACAGAGGAGACCGCAGCCUGGAGCCAGGUGCAGUGCCAGCGCUAUGCCCUCUCCGCCAUGAGCCGAGCGCUUGGCUCGUCGGCGACCUGCCUCGGGGCAGGGGAGCUUGCCAUGGUUCGAUGCGCCAGCGUUUCCGUGGCCCGUGCGGCUGCAUGCCAUGUCGACCGGUUUGGCGAGAAGUUUCGCAGCUGGGAGUUGGAUGCUGUGCGUCAGCUGGUCCAAAGAGUCCAGGACGAGUGUUGGAAGCGAGAGAGUUCCGAGCGCGAUGCUCGUACAGUUUUACCACCAGCCUGCCCCAUGGAGGUGGUCUCAGGCGGGCGGCCUGCGCAUGAGCUGCUGUUCAACGAUUUCGAGCGGCUGCUGGAGGAGGAUGUCGAACACCUCAAAGGGCAGGUGGAUCCUCCUCGUGUUUCCGUUUCAGUUCCUACCAGCGAGCUGCCUGUGGCAGUGCGCAAUCCUUUUGAAGCUUCUGACUGCUGCCGUUUGGCAUCACACCUGCUGACCCUGCUCUGCAAUCAGUCGGAGCACAUGUCGCAAUCAGCAUUGACCAGAUUUGCAUUGAUAGCACGACUACUGACACAGAUCCUGCCAAUGCCACUACCUCUAGAUCAUCCUGGGAAGGACACGCGAUGUUUCUGGAUGCAGGAGAUGAAGCAAGAAACCAAGGCAGACUUGAUGAGGCAUCUUUACCUCAUUGCGCGAGGCAAGAUGGCAACCGAUGUUUUUUACGAGGACUAUUUCGUCAGAAGUGGCGAGGACGAUGCGGACCUCCGGCUGCGACACGAGUUGUUUCCGCUCGGAGACGAAUGCGAGUGUCGUAUUCAUAGCCGUACCGGAGCCAGUUGCCCCUGCUCGAACGGCACUGUUAGCUUCAGACGAUGCGGCGUUGCUGAUUCUGCGAGCCACGCAUCAUCGGUCGGCUCGACUUCGUGGAUGCCACGGGUGAAGUCGUCAAACGGGCUCAGCGUCUGGCGGCGACUGAUGGGAUUUGUGGACUACGACUGGGAGGGCAAGCAUGCCGACUGGAUUCCAGGGACUUGUGCCGGCUGUGCAGCUUUCAGUGCGGCACUUCGAAGCUGCUCACGGCUUCUCGGCGACGAUUCACCUUGUGUAGCUGGGGAUGAAAGGGUAAAGGUGCCGGCCUGGGUGAGCCGUCACAAGAACCAUUGGGAUGAGGCGGACGAUAUUGAUUACUUGGUUGACCACGUGCGUCCAAAACUGUCGAACUUCAGUCUGCUGCUGGAGACAGGACAGGGUGUGGCACUCGCAGACAGCGCCUUGGCACUGCUUGCAGAGCAUCGCGAAGCGUACCGCUCACUGCCCAAACAGCUGACUCAUGGUGACAUGGGCUUGGGAAACGUGAUGAUCCCUGUCUCGGAUGCAGACGGCGUGCCUCGUAAAGCAACUGCUUGCAUUAUUGAUUUCACUCCGUACGCAACACAGUCGCACCUUUAUGCCUUCACAGUUACGCUAUAUUGGACCUUCCUCUAUGGUCCGCUGAGCAGUGGCAUUGGAGAGUCGUCUAGCUUGGACGAAGCGCGAAUGCGUUCAUCUGUUGCCGCAUAUCUAAGCACGGCAGCUUCUUUUAAUUUGCCGGAUCUCCGACACAUGUGGUACAUCAUGUUCGUCAAAGUGGCGUGCCGCAUGCUGUUUGUUCCUGUGCUGUGGGCAGAAGCCGAUGUAGCAUUUCCGUCAUUCGUUUCUGCAGACGCCGUGGAAAAGUGUUUACGGGUUCUGGACUGGGUGAUGCGGAACCAAGCGCUGCUUGAGAACAUCCUAGACGUCGACGUGAACGCUCUGUGCACGCAGAGGCAGCCUUACCAGCCAGACUACCCGCAGAGAUCCUCCUACAGCCUUCCAUACCGCUCACCGGACAACGGACCGCGAACCCCCUACGCCCCUCAGUUCACUCCGAAAACACCACCGCCGGCGGCGCCACCCGGUGCGGUUACAGCGUGGCAAGAGGGCCGAGCCCGGUACACACCCAGUGGGGGUGUACUCGGUCUCGGCCCGUUCGGGAGUGGCGUCAGUGUGCGGACGCCAAAGCCUGCUCCGCCCCCUGUCCCGGACAGCGAGUAUGAGGACUCGCCGGAACCGAAGGCCUCUGGAACCAAAAGCGCAGGCACGGGCAUUCUACAUGAAUGGUGCAUCCUCGACGAGUCAACGGGUCGAGGUCCAUUACUUCUAUUGGUUCCGACCUCUAUAGUGCUCAAGUUCACAACUUUAACCUCCGAGAUGCCGUCGGGCGAAGGGCGCGGCCUCCCUGCCGGAGCCAAAGGCAUGGGCAAGGCCAUCUACAUGAAUGGCGGCGAAUGGCCAAGGACCGGACCGAUAUACUUUGAUAUCAGGGGUUGGGGCUGGGGCUUCUCAGAGGAAUGCUCCAUCGACGAGGGAGCCUUCGGUGCCAUCGUGGUGCCCGCUUCGUUGAGUUCCAGCCUCCGCGAGGCACUUGGGCGGUGGUGCCGCGUGCGACAGCCUGUCACACUAUAUGAGCCGGAGCCCGCUCCUGAAGAGGCCCACCAUGCCCUCCACCUGAGCAAGGACGGAGCCGCCAUUUUGAAGUCUCUCACUGCUCCGCUGGGACCCUUCGAUGAAGCGGAUUUGCACACUUGCUUGAGCACCUCCUGGGUGGAAGCGGAAGUGGAUUCGGACAUUGUCGAGCUCUUGGAGGCGCUGCUUCGCGUCUGCACGGAGCUACAGCAGGAGCUGGGGCGCUGCCCGGUUCGGUGGCUGCCACAUCUUCGACCUAGCUCCCUGCCUUGUUGCAGGCGCUGGCGGGGAGCCAGUAUCCAGGCCUGGAGGCGACGUGCUGCCGCGUCACCGCUCCCAAGGUUCACCUUCUGUGAGCUGUUCGCGGGCAUCGGUGGCUUUCGCCUGGGGCUCGAGGCCGUAGGUGGUCGCUGCGUAUUCGCUUCCGAGAUCAAAACAGCGGCGCGGCGGACGUACAUGCGAAACUUUCCAUCAGAUGAGGGCGCGGCUCCGUUGGGGGACGUUCGUUCCAUCUCUGCUGACGACUUGCCUGCCUUCGAUCUUCUCGCCGCCGGCUUUCCUUGCCAGAGCUACACCUGCUACAACCCCGAUUCUGCCGGGCUGGACUGUGCAAAAGGGGAGCUGGUGUGGGAAGUCCUUCGACUCUUGAGAUGCUGCCGACCGCCUGCCGCGUUGCUGGAAAACGUGCAGGGCUUGGUCAACCACAGGUCUGGAAACGAUCUUGCGCAGAUUGUGGCGCAGCUUCGUGGAGCAGGAUAUGCCGUUGGCUGGCGCAGCCUCGAUGCACGCAGAUGUGUGCCCCAGAAGAGACUUCGUGUGUACAUUGUCUGCAUUCGCCAAGAUCUGCAAGAUGAUUAUGUGGCAAGACAGAGCUCGGUGCCUUCACCGGAAGAUGCUGGAGUCGUUCGAUUCGGCGGCGAGUCCAAGGCUUUGGGCGACUCGGUGAUCGAUUGGGCGAAGUUCGAAGCUGCUGCAGCAGAGCAAAAGCCGAAGACAUUCCGCGAAGUUCUGCAGCCGCAAGCCAGCACGGACACCUUCCUGACGGCAGCGCAGUGGGACAAGGUCGUGGAAGAAGAGGGGAGUGAGGAGCUCGCGCGUCGCAAGCGGCUGCUCACAUCGGAUGCAGACUGGGCAGGGGCCCUUCGUUCAACCUACCGCUGUGACUGGCGGCGGGCUUCACAGUUCGUUGCCUCGGAGAUGCCCCGCUUCUUCACCACGAGAGAGUGUGCGCGACUGAUGGGAUUCCCGGAGACCUACGAGAUCGACAGUGGGAACGGGUUUUACAAGCAGAUUGGGAAUGCGGUGGUGCCAGAGCUGAUCUCACAGCUGGCUCUGGGAGUACUGCAGACCAUGAUGCGCUGA